AUGCACGUCGUCACCGUGAUCGACGCGACGGAGGACGCCGCGCGACGAGCCGCGGCGCGCGCCUCGGGGAGCGAGCCGCGACUCGCGCCCCCCUCGCGCGGCCCGUUUCUCGCGCGGCUCGCCGCUGACGUGCGAGCCCUGGAGACGGUCUCGCCGCCGCCGCCGCCGCCGCCGCCGCCGCCGCCGCCGCGCCCUCCCUCCGAGGAACCCGCGCCGGCGCCUCCGCGAUCGAGGAGGGCGAUCGAGGAGGAAGAGGACGACGACGCGAUUCCGACGCCGGGGAAGCGACCGCGGCGACGCGCGCGGCUCGCGAAGGGCGCGUACAAAAACCUCGCGAAGACGGGAAGAAGCGCGCCGGAGAGGUCGAAGCGAGCGAAGAAAGCCGCGGUCGCCGGCGCGGUCGCGGAGGUCCGUCCCGCGCGGCGCGGACCCGCGCCCCGGGAUCUCGCGUCGCCGCCGCCGACGGACCCGCCGCGCGGCGAUCCCGAGAGGGAGGGCGCGGAGCCCUCGACGACGACGACGACGACGACGACGACGACGACGACGCGGCCGCGAACGCCGCGCGCGAAACCCGCCUCCGCGGCGGCGGCGACGGCGACGCGCCCCCCGCCCCCGGGCGCGACGACGAAGGUCUCCGAGAUGUCGUACCGCGACCUGAAGAACCUCUACGCGGUCGUGUUCGAGCGAACCACGACGAGCAACAACCGUCAGUGGCUGGAACGCGCGAUCGAGAUUCGUCUGGCGUCGACCGGCGGCGUCGGCGUCGGCGUCGGCGUCGACGUCGGCGGCGGCGACGCGAGCGGCGGCGAACGCGCGACGCGCGCGCCGUCUGCGCGCGCGAAGAGCGCGAGGCGCGCGGAGGAGGACGCGCGGCGCGUCGACGCGAUCGAGACGAUCGAGACGACCGAGACGACGGAGACGAGAGACGACGCGCUGAUGAGCGCGGCGAAGGAGAUCCGAGUCGUUCGUAAGCACGCGGCUACGAAGGGGAGGCGGUCGAGCGUCGACACGUCGCCGGCGACGGCGGCGGCGGCGGCGGCGGCGGCGGCGGCGACGACGGCGAAACCGCCGCGCGCGGACCCGGACGAGACCGACGUCGAGGACUCGGACUCGGAGGAGGACAUCGUGACGCGGACGGGGAGGAAGCCGCUGCGGUGGCUCGGGGUGACGACGGUGGGAGGGGCGUGA
Micromonas pusilla CCMP1545 is the source of this 1188-nucleotide messenger RNA. RefSeq lists its product as uncharacterized. NCBI's taxonomy places the organism in Eukaryota, Viridiplantae, Chlorophyta, Mamiellophyceae, Mamiellales, Mamiellaceae. The coding region runs from base 1 to 1188 and encodes 395 amino acids. The transcript has a single exon. The record is from RefSeq and is a predicted model, not a curated record.